Eremothecium gossypii ATCC 10895 is the source of this 1692-nucleotide messenger RNA. RefSeq names its product dolichyl-P-Glc:Man(9)GlcNAc(2)-PP-dolichol alpha-1,3-glucosyltransferase (gene ALG6). The transcript has a single exon. Gene Ontology annotation, biological process: protein N-linked glycosylation. NCBI's taxonomy places the organism in Eukaryota, Fungi, Ascomycota, Saccharomycetes, Saccharomycetales, Saccharomycetaceae. The record is from RefSeq and is marked provisional. Gene Ontology annotation, cellular component: endoplasmic reticulum membrane. The coding region runs from base 1 to 1692 and encodes 563 amino acids. Gene Ontology annotation, molecular function: dolichyl pyrophosphate Man9GlcNAc2 alpha-1,3-glucosyltransferase activity.
AUGAACCAAGGGAGACUAAGAGACAAGCCGCGCAUGGAGGGUGCUCCUCCGUCGAAAGAGCCAGGACAGAAGGGCAUAGCUACGGACGCUAAGAAGCCUGGUUUAAAAGAAGCGUUCUUCGCAUCGCCACUGUACGACUUUCUAUACCCUCUAAGACCGGUAACGAACCAAUGGGCGGCGAAGUACAUCAUUGUUAUCUUUGCGCUUAUUAUAAGGCUAGCGGUGGGCCUUGGAGGAUACUCGGGAAUGGGGAAGCCACCCAUGUUCGGGGAUUUCGAAGCACAACGUCACUGGAUGGAAGUGACGCAGCAUAUCCCUGUUAGCAAAUGGUAUUUCCACCAGCUACAGUACUGGGGUCUGGACUACCCUCCCUUAACCGCGUACCACUCAUACUUGCUCGGGAAGCUUGGUUCAUACAUAUCCCCGGAGUGGUUUUCGUUACAUGCCUCGCGCGGCUACGAAAGCGAGGACCUCAAGUCAUACAUGCGGCUGACAGUGAUAUUAAGUGAGUUGUGUUUCUAUAUUCCAGCCGUUUUGUACUUCACGCGCUGGAUAGGAAGACGCAGGCAGCAAUCGCCAAUUGGGCAGUAUAUUGCUGGUGCGGCCAUAUUAUUCCAGCCGGCACUGAUCCUGAUUGACCACGGACAUUUCCAGUACAACUGUGUCAUGCUAGGUCUAACAGUAUGUGCUAUUAAUAACCUUUUGGACCAGUAUUAUGCUUUGGCCGCGGUAAAUUUUGUUUUUUCGCUGGGAUUUAAGCAGAUGGCUCUGUAUUACGCACCUGUUAUGUUCGUGUACUUGCUGAGCCGUAGCAUUUAUUAUCCGCGACUGAAUAUCCCUCGCUUCGUCGCAGUAGCAGUGGCUACUCUGAUUGCAUUCGGUGUAUUGUACGCUCCAUUGUAUCUAUUGGGCAACAUAAGUGCUAUUUUCCAAUCAAUUCACCGCGUCUUUCCUUUUGAGAGAGGGCUCUUUGAGGAUAAGGUCGCAAAUUUUUGGUGUGUCACUAAUGUACUGGUCAAGUAUAAGACCAAGUACACCACCUCACAGCUCAAGUUUUUCUCCUUGGUCCUCACUUCCGCUGCAAUGUUACCAUCGCUGAUUAUUACCUUCCUCUACCCGAAGAAAUUUAUGCUUCCGUAUGCCUUGGCUGCGUGUUCCAUGUCGUUCUUCCUUUUUGGCUUUCAAGUCCAUGAAAAAACUAUCCUUGUCCCCUUGUUGCCGAUAACUCUUCUUUAUACUUCGACCGACUGGAACGUCCUUUCCAUGGUUGCAUGGAUUAACAAUAUUGCGCUUUUCACCUUAUGGCCGCUGCUUAAAAAAGAUGGCCUUUCUCUUCAAUACGCCAUCAUGUUUCUUCUGUCGAAUUGGCUGAUCGGUAACUUCAGCUUUAUCACACCCACCUUUCUGCCAAAGGUCUUGACACCAGGGCCAUCCGUCAGCGAUGUUGCAGAUGGAUAUAGACGUAGGAGCCUGCUUCCAAGCAACAUAAUAUGGCGCAUUAUAAUUGUGGUAUCUUAUAUCUGCGUAGGGGCAAUUCACAUCGCAGAACUGUGGUAUCCACCUUCUCAACGUCUCCCAGAUAUAUGGGUUCUCGCAAACUGCCUCGUGGGGUGCUCAUCCUUCGCACUGUUCUGGAUGUGGAACAAUUAUAAAAUGUUCGCGAUGCGGAAUAGUACAAUCAGUGAUCUAUAG